Monosiga brevicollis MX1 is the source of this 1527-nucleotide messenger RNA. RefSeq lists its product as uncharacterized. The record is from RefSeq and is a predicted model, not a curated record. Gene Ontology annotation, biological process: tricarboxylic acid cycle; isocitrate metabolic process. Gene Ontology annotation, cellular component: mitochondrion. The transcript is spliced from 7 exons. NCBI's taxonomy places the organism in Eukaryota, Choanoflagellata, Craspedida, Salpingoecidae. Bases 31 to 1116 code for a protein of 361 amino acids. Gene Ontology annotation, molecular function: oxidoreductase activity, acting on the CH-OH group of donors, NAD or NADP as acceptor; NAD binding; magnesium ion binding.
CGGUCUUCCCGCUUCCUGCUACCAAGUGUCAUGGCCACGCGCGUGUUCCGGCGCUUCGCGUCCACUGCGGCCAAAACGGCAGCCGCCAACUCUGGCUUGACCAAGUAUGGUGGCCGCCGCACCGUCACUCUGAUCCCCGGUGAUGGCGUUGGGCCCGAGCUCACCGCUGCCGUUCAGCGCGUCUUCAAGGGCAUGCGUGCGCCCAUUGAUUUUGAGGAGAUUGCCUUCCACGGUACCGAUGACAAUGCGGUUGAGAAGGUGCAAGAGGCCAUCACCUCCCUGCGCCGCAACGGCGUUGGCCUCAAGGGUGUGUUGUCGACGCCUCGUGGUCGUGCCACUCGCAAGUCGUUGAACAUGCAGCUCCGCACUGAGCUGGACCUGUACGCCAACGUCAUCCUCUGCAAGUCCCCCGAGGGCAUGGAUACCCGCCACAAGGGCGUUGAUGUCGUCGUUGUGCGUCAGAACACCGAGGCCGAGUACACUGGUCUUGAGCACGAGAUCUCGCCUGGCGUUGUCGAGAGCCUCAAGGUUAUCUCCCGCGAGGAGUCGAUCCGCAUUGCCAAGUUUGCCUUUGACUAUGCCCAGCGCAACGGUCGCAAGAAAGUGACGGCGGUUCACAAGGCCAACAUUAUGAAGCAGGGUGAUGGUCUCUUCCUCAAGUGCUGCAAGGAAAUUUCUGCCCUGUAUCCCGACAUUGUUUUCGAGCCCAUGAUUGUUGACAAUACCAGCAUGCAGCUUGUCUCCAAGCCUCAGCAGUUUGAUGUCAUGGUCACCCCCAACUUGUAUGGCAACAUUAUUGGCAACAUUGGUGCUGGUCUCGUCGGCGGCGCUGGCAUGGUUGCCGGCUUUAACGUCGGCUAUGACUUUGCCGUCUUUGAGCCCGGAGCACGCCAGGCCGGUGACAUUGUUGCCGGCAAGCCCUCGGUCUCGCCCGUGGGCAUGCUCUCCUCGGCUGCCCUCAUGCUCCAGCACCUGGGUAUGGACACCUAUGCCGCCGCUCUCCAAAAAGCCCUGGACGAGGUCGUCCAGGAGGGUGUCGUUCGCACCAAGGACAUGGGUGGCGACAGCACCACGGAGGAUUUCACGGAUGCCAUCCUCGCCAAGGUCGCCGUUUAAAUUGCGCCCAUGCUUCACCCGGCCUGAGCUAUCGUGUUUCUUUCGGCAUAUUCAACCGCUGUUUUGAUCUCCCUCAUUGAGGCUGGAUCCUUUGACAUUUGCCCGUACUGCUUUUUCGAUUGGAUUCGAAACGCCAUGUGCUCGAGUCUUGCAAUUGCGGCCUCUUGCGCACCACUCCUCUGCUUUUUCCGUCGCCCUUCCUCUGACUUUUUUUUCUCUUCAUUUGACAUGGUCUUCAUCAUGCAUGAUCUUACAGGUGGCCUCAAUCCGUAUGGCGCCCCUGCAAAGUGUUUUUUUUUUCUUUUUGCCUUUGCCUUUUCGUGUUGGCCAUGCCCACCUCUCUUUGCCUUUUUUUUGUUGAGUGUUUUUGCUUGUUCCUUCUUUUUUUUUUUUAGUUGAAUCCAUCCAUAG